AUGGUUUUGGAGGAGUUCUUCGGGUUGGGCUUCCUUCCUGAAGUGGUUUUGGGAGAAGUGGCCAUCUCCGGCGAGGAUUUGUUCUCUGCGGCGGGGGAGGAUUUGGGGGGCUGCUUCUUGGCUGAUCCUUUUGGAGGCAUCGUUCCGGUGGGUGAGAAGUAUGGAGGCAAGAAGGAAGGAAGGAAGGAAGGCGAGACGCGGGACGGAAGAAAAGGAACUCACGGGAUACGGCGGAAGCCCGUGGAGGGCCGAAAUGAAGUCCCUACUUUCCACCUAAUUUUGUUCUUAGUAAAGGUUAAAAUUGUCGCGAAAUGUCGUGAACUUGGAAAGGAAUCGGGUGGCUUUUACCAACCAAGUUUCAGCUUUUGUCAAAUGCACCUCCACAUGAUGUCUCUUGGCAAGAAUUGGGAUCCGGAUAUAUCAAAGUACGGGGAUAUCUGUCGACUUCCUGAUUAUUUCAAGGGGCUGGUUCAAAAGGUGCUUCAAGUCGCUCAAGAACACCUGAAAAAUGACCUAAAACUUGAACUGCCGGAAACGAACCUUGACAUUUGCAUUGCUAAUUUCUAUUCCAAGAGUGGGAAACUAGGGCUCCAUCAGGACAAAGAUGAAAGCCCUGAAAGUAUACUAAACGGAUUGCCUGUGGUCUCAUUUUCUUUAGGCGACUCAGCGGAUUUCCUUUUUGGGGGGGACAGAAAUGUAGACAAGGCCGAGAAAUGCAGAUUGGAUUCUGGUGACGUGUUGAUAUUUGGCGGCAACUCUAGGCGAAUAUUCCAUGGGGUCCCAACCUUGUUUCCAGAUACAGCUCCCGAACGGCUGCUCGAGCAAUCAAAGUUGUGGCCUGGACGACUUAACCUUACUUUCAGGCAGUAAUAGCAGAUAUUUAU
Nymphaea colorata (pocket water lily) is the source of this 884-nucleotide messenger RNA. Its product is annotated as alpha-ketoglutarate-dependent dioxygenase abh1-like. The transcript has 3 exons. The coding region runs from base 1 to 870 and encodes 289 amino acids. Gene Ontology annotation, molecular function: ferrous iron binding; oxidative RNA demethylase activity; broad specificity oxidative DNA demethylase activity. Gene Ontology annotation, biological process: oxidative RNA demethylation. Gene Ontology annotation, cellular component: cytoplasm; nucleus. NCBI's taxonomy places the organism in Eukaryota, Viridiplantae, Streptophyta, Magnoliopsida, Nymphaeales, Nymphaeaceae. The record is from RefSeq and is a predicted model, not a curated record.